Messenger RNA from Mya arenaria, 5179 nucleotides. RefSeq lists its product as uncharacterized. Lineage: Eukaryota; Metazoa; Mollusca; Bivalvia; Myida; Myidae. Gene Ontology annotation, biological process: positive regulation of DNA-templated transcription. The record is from RefSeq and is a predicted model, not a curated record. The transcript is spliced from 5 exons. Gene Ontology annotation, cellular component: Set1C/COMPASS complex. Bases 37 to 963 code for a protein of 308 amino acids.
GAACGCUUCCUUAAUGGACAGAGUUUGCAGUUCAGUAUGAAGAAAGACGAACUGGUAGGUGUGCGAAAAACCAUUGCUGCCCAUCUGCUCCAUAAUGCAGUGAUGAUAGGACCAACUGUUGAAGAUGGCAUACCAGCUGUUGAGGAAGCUGCUCAGUCCCAAAGCCAACCUAUAGAAGAAGCUGCCAUAUCAGCUGUUGAAGAAGCUGUUGAUUCAAAAAGCCAACCUCCUGUUGACAAAGCCACCAUACCUGCUGAUCAGCUCGCAAGCCAACCUCCUGUAGAGAAAGCUUGCAAGAGAAAAAGGAAGGACAAGGGGAAAUCUUCGUUUUUCUACUCGAAGCAGAAGAAGUCAAGCAGAAUUUAUUGUGUCUGUAGAAAAAGGAACGAUGGCAGGCUAUAUUGGCACUGUGAUUCAUGCAAUGAGUGGUACCAUCCUGUUUGCAUGGGUUUUGAUGAAAAGGAAGAACCACAUGUAUACAUUUGCCCUUCAUGUCAGGUGAAAAUUAAAAGAAAGGCAUGCCCUACACUUGAGGAAGUUGAAGAAAAGCUGCGAAAAGACAUUGAAGUAGAAAAAUCAGAUCCUAUGGGCGAAACUGUGGCAGGAGGUUUGCAGGACCAUUCUGAAACAACCCCAGUCUUUUUGAACAAUCCACAUGUGAGGUUUUUCAUUGAGAUUAAAAAAAGAAAAGGACAAGAAAUUUUAAUUCAGGCAUCUGGUUGGGGUGAAUUUGUAUUGAUGUCAGAGAAUGAUUUUGAGAACUAUGAGUCGUUCAAAAAUAAAAUUACAGAGGACCUACUAAUAUUAGAUUGUUCCCUGGAGUACUUUUUAAGUGUUUGUGUCAAGGAAAAGGUAGAAGUAUUGUAUUAUACAGACUGUAUUGUUAGGCUUGUUCCUUCGAAUGUCAUUGACCAAUACAAGAAAUGGCUAGAAGAAGCAAAAUGUAGUCUUCAUCUUGACUAGUUUUUUUGUGAAGGUUAACCAAGUAAAAUGUUUGUUAUUAUGCCCCCCUUCGAAGAAGAGGGGUAUAUUGCUUUGCACAGGCAUGUCGGUAUGUCAGUCGGUCGGUCGGUCCGUCGGUAGACCAAAGCUUGUCCGAGUGAUAACUCAACAAUUCUUGGACGUAUGGUCAUCAAACUUCACAUGAAGGUUGGGCCUGACCAGUAGAUGACCCCUAUUGAUUUUGGGGGUCAUCGGGUCAAAGGUCAAGGUCACAGUGACCUUUAAUGGUAAAAUAAUUUUAAAGCUUGUCCGAGUGAUAACUCAACAAUGCCUGCACCCAUGGCCCUCAAACUUGACAUGAAGGUUGGGCCUGACCAGUAGAUGACCCCUAUUGUUUUUGGGGGUCAUCAGGCCAAAGGUCAAGGUCACAGUGACCUUGAAUGGUAAAAGGUUGUCCGAGUGAUAACGUGACAAUGCCUGCACCCAUGGCCCUCAAACUUGACUUGGAGGUUGGGCCUGACCAGUAGCUGACCCCUAUUGUUUUUUGGGCUCAAUGGGUCAAAGGUCAAGGUCACAGUGACCUUGAAUGGUAAAAGGUUGUUCGAGUCAUAACUCAACAAUGCCUGCACCCAUGGCCCUCAAACUUGACUUGGAGGUUGGGCCUGACCAGUAGAUGACCCCUAUGGUUUUUGGGGGUCAUGGGCCAAAGGUCAAUGUCACAGUGACCUUGAAUGGUAAAAGGUUGUCCGAUUGAUAACUCAACAAUGCCUGCACCCAUGGCCCUCAAACUUGACUUGGAGAAUUGGCCUGACCAGGAGAUGACCCCUAUGGUUUUUGGGGGUCAUCUGGCCAAAGGUCAAGGUCACAGUGACCUGGAAUGGUAAAAGGUUGUCCGAUUGAUAACUCGACAAUGCCUGCACCCAUGGCCCUCAAACUUGACUUGGAGGUUGGGCCUGGCCAGAAGAUGGUCCCUAUUGAUUUAAGGGGUCAUUGGGCCAAAGGUCAAGGUGACAGUGACCUGGAAUGGUAAAAGUUUGUCCGAUUGAUAACUCGACAAUGCCUGCACCCAUGGCCCUCAAACUUGACAUGGAGGUUGGGCCUGACCAGUAGAUGACCCCUAUCGACUUUGCGGGUCAUCAGGCCAAGGUCAAUGUCACAGUAACCUUUAACGCAAAAAAGUUAACAAAUCUUCCCCCACUGAUAUCUCAACAAUGCCUGAACCUAUGAUCAUUAAACUUGACAUGGAUGUUAAGCCUGACCAGUAGAUCACCCUUAUUGAUUUAGGAUUCAUAGAGCUAAAGGUCAAGGUCACAGUGAUCUUGAAUGGUAAAAGGUUGUCCGAGUGAUAACUCAACAAUGCCUUCAAACUUGACUUGGAGUUGCAUCUGACUUUUAGAUGACCCCCUUAUGAUUUAAGGGGUCAUCGGGUGAAAGGUCAAGGUCACAGUGACCUUGAACGAAAAAAAGUUGACUUGUGAUAACUUGACAAUGCCUGCACCCAUGGCCCUCAAACUUGACAUUUAGGUUUCUGGUGACCAGCUGAUGACUCUGGAUUUUGAGUUCAUAGAGUCAAAGUCAUGACGGUCAUAACACACUUUAUCCUCACACUUUAAUGGUCAUAAUCUUAAAACAGCAACAAAUCAGCUGUCAUUUCGGUCCAUGCAUAUUUCAUUCAAUUGUCCAUUUAAUCCUGACAACAUGGCGCUCAGGGGGGGGGGGGGCAUAAUGUUUGACAAACAUCUCUUGUUAAGACUGCAUUGUCAGGAUGCUUGAUAAUUUUGGAAUGUUUAAUGUAUUAUUUUGUCUUUGUGUUAUACAUUUCUUCUAAGUAGACAAUGGUCAAGCUUUAAUUUAUUAUGGAAAUGAAUUAAGGCAGAAGUAUUUACAGUUUACCGGUACUUUCAUCAGUGUUUAUUAAGUAAUUUCUUUGCUAUUGAUCAAAAAAUAUAUUUGUGGCAAAACAAAUUUCAGCUGCUGACAGUCAACUUGGUACUAUGUUAAAAUUCUGGGAUUGACUUGAAUCAGUCGUUACCAUUGUGAGGCUCUGCUUUACAGUUGAGAUACCUGAUAUUGGAGUAACUAGUUUGCAGAAAAUUUAUUUAGCACUGUAGAUUGUGCAUUUCAGUUUGGGAAUUAGGAAUUAGGGGGUUAUAGGGCGUUUCAAGUUGGUUGUUGCUUUAUCCUUGGUAGGGCCCUUGUGCACUGUCUACCUUGGAUUUAUGUUAAAUACAAUAAUAUUGUUUAAACUAUGAUAUCAUAAUGUAGGUGAGAAAUAUUAUCGUAUCUAGUCAACACACUUAAAGGGGACACCAGAUGGUCCAAAAAAAAGACAAAUGCACAAUAUCCACAAGACAAGCCUAGAAUUGUCAAUACCAGCUAGUAUAAGACUGAUUAUACAUCAUUUUACAUAAUUAAAAUAAUAUUUUGUCUCAGUCUUAGCUGACUAAACCCUUUAAAAUUAGCGCAUAAUGGUUUCUCACUUUAUAGUGUGUAUAUUUAGCAUGUGAAAGUCAUGUUAUUAGUACAGAUACAUAUACCAAUGCUACUUCUGAAUUUACUGGGAUUCACAUAGUAGACAACCUCAGUAAAUUAUGAAUUGAAAAAAUGUGCAAAAAAAAUGCUAAAGAUAACUGUGUUGUAAGCGAUUUGAUACAGUAAGUAAGAUUCAAUACAUGUACACAACGAUAUUAACUUUAUGUAAGUUUUUGACAUUUUUUUUUCUUGCAUUUGUAUCAUCUGGUGUCUAUUCCCUUUAAAGGCCCUUGAUCUCUCAUUACACUUGAUAUGUCUUGAAAUCAAAAUCAAAAGGGAAUGUACAUAGUUUUUGUAACCUGAAGAGUGACUUAUUGUUGGAGUUGAAUAUGACAUGGAAUAAAACAUGACCUUUAGAAAUAUUAUUUCAAAAGAAUUGAAAAUUAAACAUUAAAUAUAAGGAAAAUGGGUAUCCACAUUAUGGUUAGGUAAUUGCAAGUUGCGCUAUCAUUUGAGGUGUUUGAUUUGUAAUAAGUUUAUUUAUUGCAUGCAGAAAAUUAUUACAUUUUUAUGAUCAGUAGAUUCAUUUCAUACGGGUCAAACAUUAAAUAGCAAACGCAAAGCAUGAUUUAAAGACCAGUAAAUGGCAAACCAUCCCAUGUUCUAUCACUUCUUAUUCAAUUGAAAUAGAUAACAUUAAAAUCAAUUAAUUGUUAUUUUUACCUCUUUUUUCAGUUUCAGACCAAUCGAUAUGUAAAAAAAAAGAUUAGUUAAGCCUAUUUUGCCAAUUAACAUGAAAAAUAUGUUUGUGUAUCUACACUCAACGAAACUUCUAUCCUUUGUAUUUUUGGAUAACUUUAGUAAAAUUCAAGGGAAAUAAGAAUUACUCUGCAUGCUUUAUUGAUUAUUGCAUUUGACAAUUUUUGAUAGAAAUUCGUUAGUAGUGAUUUUUUUUUGGUUUGCCUAAGGAAAGUGUGUCGCCCCCUUAAACAAAUUUAGAAAAUUGGAAGUAUUGUGCAUUUUUUAUGAUUACUUUUUUAUAACAACAUAAUAUAUAUUUAUGAAAGUAAAUUCUUCAUACUUUACAAGUUUAAAGGAUAAAUUACAUGUUCGCCAUUGCAUUUCAUGCUGAUUUAAAAAAAAAUCAUUUAAAAAAUGAUAAACUUAUGUUUGUAUUAAGUAAUAUGAAUAAUAUUACCAUCACCUUUGUUUAAUUAUGUGCAAAUAUAGAAAAAUAAUGUAAACAUGUCUCAAUUUGUUAUUGUUUAACAUCUUUAAUUGUUGGAUUGAUUUCUAUGAACUUAAAUUUUUUUACCAUUCAAUGAUUUGAUAUUCAGUAAUACAUGUGAGAAAAAUUGAUUCUUUUUUCUAUUUCAUUUUUAGCUCACCUGUCACAUAGUGACAAGGUGAGCUUUCGUGAUCACAAUUUGUCCGGCGUGCGUCCGUCCGUCCGUCCGUAAACUUUUACUUUAAACGACAUCUCCUCAUAAACCGCUUAGCCAAUUUCAUCCAAACUUCACAGGAAUGUUCCUUGGGUGGUCCCCUUUGAAAAUUGUUCACAGAAUUGAAUUCCAUUUAGAACUCUGGUUGCCAUGGCAACGGAAAGGAAAAACUUUAAAAAUCUUCUUCUCCAAAACCACAAGGCCUAGAGCCUUAAUAUUUUGUAUAUAGCAUCAUCUAGUGGUCCUCUACCAAAAUUGUUAAAACUAUCCCCCUGGGGUCAAAAAUGGCCCCGCCCCGGGGGUCACUUGUUUUACAUAGACUU